UACUUGCAUGGUCAAAUACUAUUACGUUGGCAGCUCUACAGGCUCGCGCGUGACUAGCUGUCAAACAUGGGGGACGAACGACAACCCUUAUUACAUCAAGAAAACCAUGGUGGUGGCGGGCACCAGACGACCGUGUCGCCCAUCGGGCCGGAUGAACUGCCUCCACCUUAUACGGCUGCCUCGCAGGGAGGGGUGCCCAUGGUGACCUGCAGAGUUUGCCAGGCCAUGAUUGACAUCACCAACAAACGGGAUCAACACGUCGUCAAGUGCAGAGAGUGCAACGAAGCUACGCCCAUCCGAAACGCACCGCCAGGCAAAAAGUAUGUGCGCUGCCCGUGCAAUUGUCUGCUCAUAUGCAAGAGCUCCUCGCAGAGAAUCGCCUGUCCACGGCCCAACUGCAAGAGGAUCAUCAACCUGGCACCCAGCCCUGUGACCCCUCCAGUGCCAACCAUGCCAGGAAUGUGCCGCGUUACCUGCGGCCACUGCCAUGACACUUUCCUUUUUAAUACGCUUACAAAUGCUCUCGCAAGAUGUCCGCACUGCAGAAAAGUGUCUUCAGUGGGACCUGAUUUUGCGCGAGGUCGCGGCAUCAUGUUUGCAAUUGUUGGACUGAUUUUUAUUGCCCUCGGCAUUGGAGUUACAGUUGGAACGUAUCAGAUGGUUAGGACCAAUGGUGGAAUUUACGUAGCCUAUGUUGGUGCAUUCCUGGUUGGUGUUUUGGCGUUUGCACGCAGUGUGUACUACUGCACGAUGAAAGUUAGUCUCAUCGAAGGCCCAAUGUAACAGCCUUGGGCCCUUUUAGGCCGUUUUCCAUAUUGCAAAGCACAGUGUCAAUCGAGUCAGAACCAACAAGCAGGUAGUAAAUCUUAACCAUUAACACGGAAAUCAAAUCUGCGGUGCUGGGGCUGUUCCGUCACCUCUAUUACUUAUCAGCCAGCAGCCACAGCCGCGCACGUACGCACGCUGCAGCGUUGAUGAAAAACAAUAAGAUUGUACUGGAUCAAAUAAUACUUGGUGUUGAUUCAGUUGUCAUUGUUGUUGAGUAGGUGCUGUUAUAAUUUAGCCAUCGAAUCUCCCCUUUAACUCGAACAAAGCGAUUUUGAGCAGCUUUUCCGGACGAAAAUCUUCGAAUCUGAUGAAUAGUUUGUAUGUUACAUUCCGAUAUAUUUGAUUGCGGUUAUUUGGCUCGUCUCUACCCCUCAUCCUUCCACAUUUUGUAGCGUCUCUCUAACUCUCUUUGCUUGUGGGAAAUAAGAUCGUUUGACAAAUUGUACUUGAUAACAUGAAUACGCGAAAGUGCCGAAAGAUUCUCACGUUUUUGUAUGGCGCACUUGACUGUCUAUAGGAUCAUUCGUUUUAAAUUGACGCCUAGUGCGACUUUAUUUUCACUCACUGUGAGAGUUUUAUAUUCUGUGUAAAUUUUAGAACCAAAAUCCUGGAACGAGAACGCCUAUGUUAUCUGUUAUUUUUGUAUAUAUACAACAAUGAGAUGAAUGAUUUUUGUACAUACCAUAAUAUUAUAUGAUAAUUAAUUAGGAUGAAUUACGAUUAAGAGUCCUGUAUGAUCGUUAUAAUUAUAAUGAGAUAUCUAUCGCCAUUGCAGCCCCUAUCAUUUAACUAAGAAAGAUGUUGCUUUCGCCUUCAAUUCCAUUCAUUAUCUAAGCCUAUUUUAUAGUUGGAAAUAAAUCAAACCUUCAAAAUAAAGUAAAAAA
Cloeon dipterum is the source of this 1712-nucleotide messenger RNA. Its product is annotated as type 2 phosphatidylinositol 4,5-bisphosphate 4-phosphatase. Lineage: Eukaryota; Metazoa; Arthropoda; Insecta; Ephemeroptera; Baetidae. Gene Ontology annotation, molecular function: phosphatidylinositol-4,5-bisphosphate 4-phosphatase activity. Gene Ontology annotation, biological process: phosphatidylinositol dephosphorylation. The record is from RefSeq and is a predicted model, not a curated record. The transcript has 6 exons. Gene Ontology annotation, cellular component: lysosomal membrane; plasma membrane; phagocytic vesicle membrane. Bases 67 to 783 code for a protein of 238 amino acids.